CAAAAACUUUGGAUCGAGGGAAAAGUUUACGAUGUGUUAACAGCUGAUCAGUUUGAACAGAGAACUCAAGAUAAUAUAAGAAUGGGAAAGAGAGAUGGCGAUUUGAGAUUUUUUAAGGGGAGAAUAUCGUGCUUACAAUUAUACAACAAAGCUUUGACGGAAAGAGAAGUACAAGCUGUAAGAGGGAUGUGUUUCAGAAAAGUUCCAUUAAAACCCGUUGCCUUUUUCCCAUUGAAUGGACAAUACGAGACAACAGACAUCAGCCACAGCCAAAACCCUCCAGGAGAGGCGUCGAAUGUUGAAUUAGCCCCAGGGCCUGACGGUUUUGAUGGAGGCUCGUAUCAGUUCAAGGGAAUGGAAACAAGCUUCAUCACGUUUACAAAUACUGGAGGACUUGACACCAGGUAUUCGUUCACGUUUCUGGUGUGGAUCUACCAAGAACACACUAAAGGUCCGAUAUUCUAUUAUUUUGCACCUGGCUAUUAUGGCGUUAGAUUAAUGGUCGAUGAACAGGGCUCUUUCUAUGUCAACCUGCGCACAUCACAAUCAGCGGCCUUGAGGGUGCUCAAAGCAUCUGUUCUUGAAGAAAAGAAGUGGCACUUCAUUGGUUCAUCUUACGAUUACGUCAGUGGAGAAUUGAUCCUUUGGGUAAAUGGAAGCGUCCAUAAGAAAGUCAUCAUUGACUCGCCCGCUGAGCUGGCAACACAAGCAAAUGUUACCAUGGGUGGGCUGCCCGGGGAAGCUGGCCAAUACAGCGGGAGAUUUUCAUGUUUUCAGCUUUACGACAGAGUACUGACCGAAAGUGAGAUUGAAAAUGCCAAACAAUUGUGUUCCACCACAGGAAGGUCAGAUCCCAACCAAAAUGUUUACAUUGGCGAGGCAGUGGAUUUAAAAUGCGACACUUUGGAAGGGAAAACUGCGCGCUGGAGCAAAGAUAGCACUGUAAUUCAAGAGAGAAGCGCCGGCUAUGGCACGAGCCUGGUCAUCAGCUCUGUUCAGCCACCUGAUGAAGGAACAUACACUUGUGACAUCAUCAACGACGCGGGGGAUAUCCAAGCGUCUUACAGUGUCACUCUGAGGGUGGAGGAUCCAAGUUCCCUUUGCUCCGAUUUGAAAGCUGAAUCGAGCAGCGUAUGGAAAUCCUGGAGUGUUUUGCCUCCUUCAAAUUAUAGUCGCGAAUAUUAUGAGGGGAAAUGGUUCCGGGCAGAAAAAGGAGCAGCCAUGACAAGUUCAUGUAUCUCGGAAGAAACCUGUGGCGUCCAAGCUCCUAGCUGGUUGAAUGGUCCAAAUCCGUCCAGAGAGAUGGGGAUUAUUCAUAGUCAAGUCUGUAUGAACUUUCGAAACCACUGCUGUUAUCAUUCAUUGCCCGUUCAGAUAAAGAAAUGUUCCGACUUCUUUGCUUACAAGUUGCAGGAAGUUCAUCCAAUGAUACCUGGAAGAUACUGUUUCACAACAAAUAAUUUAGACUUUGUCGACCGAAUCAACAAUGUCAUGUUUACUUCUUCUGGGGCUGACCGUUUGUUGAAUGGUCACAAGAUCGCCAUUGUGGGGUCAGUUGGCAACUCUUUACAGUGCAUGCAGGACUGCACAAACGCCGCUGACCGCCAUUGUAAGUCUUUCAACUAUAGGAAGCUAACAAGAGAAUGCCAGCUGAACAACGGAACAGCACCGCAGGAAAGAUCUGGCAUGGAGAUGAAAGUUGGAUACAACCAGUACGAUAUCGCUAAAACCGAAAUGAUAAUAUUUCCAUAAAUAUGGAUUUAAACUACCUCAGCCUGUGCAAGGUUAAGCUUAAAGAACUUUUACGGAUACCCGAUCAAGCCUUAAGGCAGAUGUGAACGCAAAACCUCUUUUUAAUACCAGGAAAAACUCUUAGAUCUUGUUGGACUCCUUAGCACUCUUAAUAAAACUGCUCAUAGCUGAGUUACGUACCCUCUGGUUAUUUCGAUACUUUUACCUGUAGUAAAAGGGCGUCUGUGUCGCGAGAGAAGUUGGAUCACUGGAUAAGAGAGCACUUGAAGAGUGGAGACGGAUUCUGGUGUCAAUUAAACACUUAAUUAUUGGGAAAGAAUUCAACUUGGGACGAACAUCUGACAAAAAAGCACAGAUUGAACCUGCGCAAGCAGCUUUUAAGUUUAUACUGAAAGACGAGAGGAAAGUUGGGUUAACAAUAUGAAAAAUUGUGAUACCUCUCUCUUAACCAAGAAAAAUUUUUUUCCAUCCCGGAAAUUUUCAUGAUGUUCUAUAAGACAUAUUCUAGUUAUAGAAAGUCUAUCACCCCUUUAAACUUAUA
Messenger RNA from Pocillopora damicornis (cauliflower coral), 2293 nucleotides. RefSeq lists its product as uncharacterized. NCBI's taxonomy places the organism in Eukaryota, Metazoa, Cnidaria, Anthozoa, Scleractinia, Pocilloporidae. The record is from RefSeq and is a predicted model, not a curated record.